This is a messenger RNA of Fusarium venenatum, 603 nucleotides long. RefSeq names its product heterokaryon incompatibility protein-domain-containing protein. NCBI's taxonomy places the organism in Eukaryota, Fungi, Ascomycota, Sordariomycetes, Hypocreales, Nectriaceae. The record is from RefSeq and is a predicted model, not a curated record.
AUGUGGCUUCUCGAUGCAGAUUUGCUACGGCUCGUUUUCUUCGCCAAUGAAGACCAGACCCCGCCCUACUCAAUCCUUUCACAUACCUGGCCUGAAGAUGAACUAUCUUUCCAAGAUAUAAUGUCUUUACGUACUGGUACGCACUUUUUAGGCAGGACUGGAUGGUCCAAAGUGCAGAAUGCCUGUCGUCUCGCAUUGUCUUUUGAACUCCGCUAUAUCUGGAUCGAUACUUGUUGCAUUGAUAAGUCCAGCAGCGCUGAGCUCCAAGAGGCAAUAAAUCCCAUGUUCAGAUGGUACGAACUAGCAGAAAUAUGCUUUGCUUACUUUUCCGAUGUUUCUGUGUCUGAAGAUCCGGAAAUCACAGGGUCGUCCUUUCGUCGCUCCCGUUGGUUCAAGAGGGACUGGACGUUGCAAGAGCUAAUUGCGCCGACUAAAUUUUCUUUCUACGAUAAAGAUUUGGAAGAAAUCUACAUGAGACAAAGUAUAGCAGACGUGAUUGAAGAUAUCACUGGUAUUAGAAAGCUCUUUCUGUCCGAUGCACGUUGGCGUGGAAAGAUAGGCAAAACGCUAUCGACAGCAAUUGUUGCUGAAAGGAUGUCCUAG